AGCUCUUUUGCCAUAGCUCUCUGCUCCUCUGCUCGCCAUAGCCAUGUGUUGUUCCUUCAUCCACGGAUACCAUUGGAGGAGGCCGAUGCUGGCGACUCUGGACCAUUGUGUCCCCUUUGUGAAGCGGUAACCACCAGGCUCACAGCUUCACGUUUCUUGCUUCGUCUCGAUAUAUCCGAUGGCAUUCAGGCACCCGGACUUCUCUUUGAUUUUUCCAUAAAUUUCAGACUCGCAAUUGUUUUCGUUAGAUACCACCGUGCAUACCAACGAUGUCGGAGCUGUUGUCACCUCCGCCUACGAAGCCUGGGCUGAGGCUGACGCAGACUCAAAAGGAUCUCAUUGGAGGUAGUGUAGGCGGAAUAGCCCAGGUCUUGGUUGGACAGCCCUUCGAUAUCGUCAAAGUCCGGGUCCAGACCGCACCAACAGGCACUUACACCUCCCCUUUGGACUGCGCGACAAAGCUGUUGAAAGCGGAUGGACCGCUUGGAUUCUACAAGGGGACAUUGACGCCGCUGCUAGGCAUAGGCGCAUGCGUCUCCAUUCAGUUCGGAGCUCUGGAAUGGGCCAAGCGAUUCUUCGCGUCUCGGAAACGUCCAGGUUCUCAAUUAUCUCUUGGCGAGCUUUGGGCGAGCGGUGUCAUCGCUGGAACUGCCAACACCAUCGUUGCAAAUCCCGUGGAACACAUUCGUAUACGACUUCAGACCCAACCGAAUGUCACUCCGAAACUUUACAAUGGACCGCUGGACUGCGCCGUCAAGCUGUAUAGAGCUGGAGGUAUCGGGAUGAUUAUGAAAGCGCAAGUGUCUACGAUCUGGCGUGAUGGGUUGGGUUAUGGAUCUUACUUUCUCGCUUACGAGUGGCUGGUUCAACGACACAUGAACCAACACAACGUCAAGAGGGAGGACAUCUCACCAAUAUGGGCCGUGACUUACGGUGCAGCUGCAGGAUAUGCUUUAUGGGGGACAAUCUACCCCAUCGACGUGAUCAAGUCCAAACUUCAAACCGACUCGUUGGAGCCUUUGAAAAGGCAGUACAAAGGCAUGAUCGACUGCUUCGCACAGACGUACCGGACACAAGGCCUCAAAGGCUUCACUGGCGGACUCGCUCCGACUUUGAUCAGGAGUCCCUUUGCGAAUGGAGCGACGUUUGUGGCGUUUGAAUUGGCCAUGAGAGCUAUGACCUAGGUAGGGUGCGGGGGGAAAGGGUGUAUGUCAGCGUCAUUGGGGAUAUCAACAAGGAAGCAAGUCGGCCGAGGAAGAUGAGGAGCACGUCCGUAUAAUCUCAUGCGCAUCGUAUAUCAUUUGGCAUGCAAUCAAACGUAACGACC
This is a messenger RNA of Kockovaella imperatae, 1327 nucleotides long. Its product is annotated as mitochondrial carrier domain-containing protein. Gene Ontology annotation, biological process: mitochondrial L-ornithine transmembrane transport. The record is from RefSeq and is a predicted model, not a curated record. The coding region runs from base 270 to 1184 and encodes 304 amino acids. The transcript has 6 exons. Lineage: Eukaryota; Fungi; Basidiomycota; Tremellomycetes; Tremellales; Cuniculitremaceae. Gene Ontology annotation, molecular function: L-ornithine transmembrane transporter activity.